AUGGCAGGAACAUGGUUUGCGGAUGCCAGAGCAGAGAGGGAAGGAUGGAGGUUGGACAUCGUGUCUCUUUUGGCCGUCAUCGGCGAGAGCUCCAUGGAAGGGCAUUCCCAGACACUGACUUCCUCGUGGACCUGCCUCCUACCUCGAAUCAUCCCAGCCCCACAAACCCUCCUCAAAGCCAGUCGUCCAACUCGAAUGCCACAAUUUCCGUCAGCUGUGGUUGGCAUUUACAACGGCACCCUCGUUUCCACCCUCAACUUCUUUCCCAACAUCAUCCACCCCCUCGAUGACCUUCCACCAUUUUCCUUCAAAGUCUACGAGAUCAAGCACAAGGACCAGACGCCACCGCCCUCGAGGACCGCGAGUACCGUGCAGGAGAAUAAUAAAGCGGGGUCCGCCUCCACGAGCGUUGAUGUUGGUGGUCUAGAGAGCGGCGAACCUACUCCACUACGACGGCGCAAAACUACCUUCCAAAAGAUCCAAGAAUCGCUCACCGGCGAGACCAAGCCCCAUAUACCAACGCAAUCACUCUCCCCUUUAAAUGUCCUCUCCGUCACAUCAUUUCUCCUGACGAUAGGGCUCCUCGUGUGGGCAAUCUUGAUCCAAGAUGGCACGGCAGUCCUGGCGCUGGUAACAAUCUCCAUGGCCUCAUCCAUUAUCGGCUACGCCUCGUGGUGGUCACCAGUUCUGACAAAACGAGUCUUCCACUCCAAAGUUCCUGAUGGAGACGUCGCCAUCCGAACCCGAGAAGGAGCAUUCAUCAUUGUGAAGUGCAACGAAAAUGUGGCUCGGGAGCUCUAUACCGGAACCGAGGAAUGCAAGUACUAUUGCCGCAACAAGCCCUACCGGGUCUUGGUCGGAUUUGGCACAUUCCUUCUGAUGGUUUCUGUAGUGCUGCUUGGCAAUUGCGACUUCCCAAUGCAAGCCGCAAUAGGUGGCUCCUACAUUGUCCUCAACGGUGCCUUCUGGAUGGUCUCCCUCAUGAAAAAGGAUUGGUUUUGGGAUCUGUCAAUCUAUGAGUGGAAGGACGUCACCCCGAUCGAUGCCCAAAACGCCGAUAUAACCCCUGAUCACGCCACUACCAUGGAGGAGAAGGCAAGUUUUACGAGGACUAUGUGGUAUGCUAUUCGGGAGACAAAGAGGAUUGGUUGGGUUAAGAAGAGCGGUGCUGCGCCAGACACUCCACAAUGGGACCAAUGGCUCAGAGAUGCGGAAGCAAAUGCUCUUGCUAAUAAUAGGAAAUGGAACGCGGUGCAGCAGCGCGAGGAGGUCGUUGGUCUGCUAGACAAUAUUACCGUUCCUGAUAGUCCGAUAGACACUGUGUUGCAGCAUGCUCCUGCCAUAGAGGUCCCGCCACCUGCUAUGAGAUGA
This is a messenger RNA of Venustampulla echinocandica, 1371 nucleotides long. RefSeq lists its product as uncharacterized. The coding region runs from base 1 to 1371 and encodes 456 amino acids. NCBI's taxonomy places the organism in Eukaryota, Fungi, Ascomycota, Leotiomycetes, Helotiales, Pleuroascaceae. The record is from RefSeq and is a predicted model, not a curated record. The transcript has a single exon.